This is a messenger RNA of Erythranthe guttata (spotted monkey flower), 3715 nucleotides long. RefSeq names its product ARM repeat superfamily protein. NCBI's taxonomy places the organism in Eukaryota, Viridiplantae, Streptophyta, Magnoliopsida, Lamiales, Phrymaceae. Gene Ontology annotation, biological process: protein import into nucleus. Gene Ontology annotation, cellular component: cytoplasm. The record is from RefSeq and is a predicted model, not a curated record.
AUGAUGAAAAGGGGCAAAAGAUAAUAUAGGUAGAAGAGAGGGAUAUGGCCUAUGGGGGUGUUUGCAAGUAGAGUAGAGGCGGCCGGCGUCGCUGUGUGCUGUGGUGGGUGUGAUGGAUGAGUAGAAUAGUUACUACUUUUAGUAGAGAGACAAUCAUCAGCUAUCAAUCAUCAAUCUCGUCAAUCGUCAAUCGUCAAUCAUCACUUGUCAAUCGGCAAUUGUCAAUCAUCUAUCACAAAUCUAUGGAGUUGCAGAUGAUUAAGGUAGCGCAGGCCGUCCACGUCCUCAAUCACGAUACCCAAUCCUGUAAUCGCUUCGCUGCCAAUCAAUGGCUCGUCCAGUUCCAGCAAUCCGAUGCUGCUUGGGAUAUCGCCACUUCCAUUCUCACCUCCUCCGAUCACCACCACCUUUCAGAUUACGAGGUCGAGUUUUUCGCCGCCCAGAUUCUCAAGCGAAAGAUUCAAAAUGAAGGAUACAAUUUACAUUUAGGAGCAAAAGAUGCUCUCCUCAAUGCUCUUCUUCUGGCUGCUCAAAGAUUUAGUUCAGGCCAUCCUCAGCUAUUAACCCAAAUAUGUCUCGCAAUCUCUACACUUGUACUUCAUGCCGUAGAGCAUGUAAAGCCCAUCGAGAAGCUCUUCUACAGCUUGCAGAGUUUACGUUUCCAAAAUAAUGGAAACACUGCUGUCUUAGAGAUGUUAACGGUGUUGCCUGAAAUUAUUGAGGAUCAAAAUAGUGAUUGCCAUAUAACUUCUGCUCGGCGUUACGACUAUGGGCAAGAGCUUCUUGCACAUACUCCUAUGGUACUUGAGUUUCUGAUGCAGCAAAUCGACGAGGGCUUUGAAAGCCUUAUUCAACACCAUGAUAGGAGCAGAAAGAUAUUGCGUUGCUUGCUAAGUUGGGUUCGAGCUGGGUGUUUUUCGGAGAUUCCUCCAGGCUCUUUGCCUUCCCACCCACUCUUUAACUUUGUUUUCAGCUCAUUGCAGGUUGCAUCUUCAUUUGAUCUGGCUGUUGAAGCUCUUGUUGAGCUUGUGAGUCGACAUGAGGGACUGUCACAGGUUUUACUAUGCCGAAUUGGACUUCUCAAGGAAGCACUUCUUUUUCCUGCUCUUAAAAGUGGAGAUGAGAAAGUGAUAGGUGGACUUGCAUGCUUGUUGUCGGAAAUUGGUCAAGCUAUACCCUUUCUGAUAAUGGAAGCAAACCCAGAUGCACUUGCAUUGGCUGAUGGUCUCUUGAGUUGUAUAAGAUUUCCGAGUGAGGAUUGGGAAAUUGCAGACUCGACUUUACAGUUUUGGUGUAGCCUUGCUGGUUACAUUCUUGGGCUUGAAGUGGAUGAUGCUGAAAAUAGGAAGAACUUGGAGGAAUGCUUUGUUCCUAUUUUCUCAGCUUUGGUCGAUGCUCUUUUGUUGCGUGUUAAGGUUGAUGAUUCCACAUAUAAUGACAAUGGAUGUAUCCUUGACCUGCCUAAUGGCCUCGAACAAUUUAGGAUGAAUUUGGUGGAACUCUUGGUGGAUACUUGUCAGCUAUUAGGGUCUGCUUUAUUUAUUCAGAAGAUCUUUCUUGGGAGUUGGAUGUCUUCCAGCAUGCAUAUUGCAUGGAAAGACGUUGAAGCCAAAUUAUUCAUGCUUAAUGCUGUUGCUGAAGUUGUUCUUAAGGAGGGGCAUCAUUUUGAUAUCACCAUUAUUAUGCAAUUGGUGAUGAUUUUGUCGAGCAAGGCAUCUGCUGAUCUCAGGGGAUUUACAUGCAUUGUAUACAAAUCACUUGCAGAUGUCAUCGGUUCCUAUGCUAAGUGGAUGUCGGCCCCUCAAACGAACACUAGACCAUUGAUAUUAUUUUUCGGUACUGGGAUUCGUCAACCAUUUUGUUCGAGUGCUUGUGCUGUUGCAUUUCGCAAAUUCUGUGAGGAAGCUGCUGAAAUUUUGCACGGACUUUCCAAUUUGGAAAUCUUAAUUUGGAUGGGGGAGGGGUUGGAAGAGAGGAAGUUGCCCUUGGAGGAUGAGGAUGAAGUAGUUGGUGCCAUCACACUGAUAUUUUGCUCUAUCCCUGACAAGAAGCUGAUGUAUAACUUGUUUGUUAGAUUCCUUUCUCCAUCUUAUGAGACUAUUGAGAAACUUAUUGAGGAAGAUAAUGUACAUGCUUUGAGGCAAAACCCGUCUACUUAUAUUGAAUCAAUCAGCUCAGCAGGAAGAGGACUACAUAGGAUUGGAACUGUAUUCAGUUAUCUAACAACCCAUUUAUCUCAUGCUCUCGGUCCCGAUGAGUCUAUCCUUGAAUUACUUGACGUCUUUUGGCCAAUGUUGGAGAAGCUCUUUUUGUCCAAACAUAUUGAAAGUGCGAGCUUGUCUACGGCUGCUUGCAGAGCUCUUGCACUAGCAAUACAGGCAUCAGGUCAAAAAUUUGGGAUACUAUUGCCAAAGGUGCUCGACUCUAUGUCAUCCAAUUUUAUAUCAUUCCAAAGUCAUGAGUGCUACAUUAGAACAGCUUCUGUCAUUGUUGAAGAAUUUGGCAGUAAGGAGGAAUAUGGACCUCUAUUUAUCAGAACGUUUGAAAGAUUUACUUCUUCAACAUCAGUAAUGGCUCUUACAUCUUCAUAUAUCUGCGACCAAGAGCCUGAUCUGGUUGAGGCCUACACAAAUUUUGCAUCUGCAUAUGUGCGCAGUUGUCCAAAGGAAGUAUUAGCUGCCUCUGGUUCUCUUUUUCAAGUAUCGUUGCAGAAAGCAGGGAUUUGUUGUACAGCUUUGCAUCGUGGUGCAGCUUUAUCAGCAAUGUCAUAUAUGAUCUGCUUCUUCGAGGUUGGCGUUGCUUUUUUGGUGGAACCUGAGGCUUCUACUCCUGGAAGAUCCAUUCAAGAUAUGGUGAUAAGGGUCAUAUCUCUCAGUUCCGAGGGUAUAAUAUCGAAUCUGGUGUAUGCUCUACUUGGUGUCUCUGCAAUGUCAAGGGUUCACAAAGCGGCGACUAUACUCCAACAAUUGGGUGCAGUAUGCAGUUUAAGUGAAAGAAGAGAGUGGAAAACUGUUGUUUGCUGGGAAAUUUUACACCGAUGGCUGUACGCUGCUUUGCAGACGCUGCCUGCUGAGUACCUAAAAGCGGGUGAAGUAGAAUCGUUAGUGCCAAUUUGGGUGAAGGCUGUUGUUGGUGCAGCAUCAGAAUAUCUUGAGAGCAGAAGACAAUGUGGAGGAGAAACGAAUAAUCGUGGAGGACAUAUGCAAGGGGAGGGUGGAAGACUUUUAAAACGUUUGCUGAGAGAAUUUGCCGAUAACCAUCGUAAUAUUCCAAAUUUGGUUUAUUGCAAUUAGACUGCAGCAGCUUGGUGGUGUGUUGCAAUGUAUGACAUAAAAGCAGCAGCGUGCAGCUGAGACAAUGCUAUAAAAGUAUAGAGCAUCCAAUCUGAGGGAGAGCACGCUAGCAGCGUGCUAGUAAUUUGUUAAUAAUAUCCUGUAAAUUCAGCAAUUUUGUCACUCAAGGAGGAAGAUGAAUCAAAUUCAAAGGCUUAUUAAUUUAAAUUUGACAGAAGAAGAGUGUUGCUUGCAAGUGAGAUAUAUUGUGCUCUGCCCGCAAUGUUGGAUUUAAGGACUCAGGGCAGCAGCAGCAGCAGAGUCCAAUGAAUUGGUCUUGAAAUUGUAAUUUAUUUUGUAGUUGUUGCGGUUGCUAUAACUGGCUUGCCUGUCUAAUCAUAUUUAACUGCUUUUAAUUAAUAAAAAUAAAUUAUUGUUAUUGA